AUGCUCCGCGUGUUGGUCCUCCGCCGUCUGUCCACCUGCACGGCCGCUCCCACCGGGGCGAGUCCUGCUGCGGUGCACGUGGCUGAGAGGUCCCCGCCCGCCUUUCCGGUCCCCCCAACACGCUCGCACUUCCACCUGGAGCGCUGCCUCGCCAAGCAGCCGGUGCCCGAGUCCGGUGUGUCGCACGAUCUCGGGAAGGCGGCCACGAAUUCUCCCCGCAUCCCAGCGGGAUUAGGUCUCCGGGUCCGCGCCCGCCUCGCCGCCCUGUCUCGGACGAGGGGCACCCCCGCGCUGCUCUGUCAGACAGCAGACGAUGCGGCUCGGCCCUCGGCCCUCCCCCAGAUGUGGCCCAUGGGACCCAGGAGGCCUCAGAGACAGAACCUGCUGCUCAGCCCGAUAGAGAAGGGCCUGACGGUGCUCCGCAGCCUGGCCGGCCACGCCUGCCAGCCCCCAGCGUGGAAGCUGCACGCCAAGCAGCAGUCCCUCAGCAAGUCGGCUCAGGGCAUCAACCUCUACUGCAGGAGGAAGAGCGAGUGCCUGCCGGACGCCAGCCCCAGGGACAGCACCUUCCUGUUGGAAAUGCAGGAGCUACGCAGCAUGUUCCUCCAGCGGCCCGGCUGCCCGCAGUUCUGCACGCGGGCCACCUCCACGUCCCGCUCCGGGAUGACCUCCACCAUGACCUUGCCCGUGGAGAGCUGCCUGGGCUCCAAGGCCUGGAAGCCGACCAAGGACUCAGUCUCCAGCCAGCAGGACUUGGACAAGGAGGCGGACGGGCCCCUGCUGCCCGUUAGCCAGAGCGCGGGGGAGCUGGAGUACCUUCGGAAGAGCGAGUCCCAGCAGCUGAGCCCGGCCGGCAGCAGCCCGGUGCUGGACCAGAGCCACCUGAGGAAGCGGGUGCCCUGGUACAUCUCAGUCAUCCACGAGAAGGACCACUGCCUGUCCACGCUGGUGGAGGAGGUGCAGCGCCUCGCCAAGCUGAAGGGGGAGGUGCAGCGGAGGGACGAGGAGAUCCUGGCGCUGCAGGGGGAGCGGGAGGCGCUGAAGAAGCAGCUGAAGUACCUCCUCAAGAGCAGAGGCCGGGAGCUGUCCGUGUGCCAGGAGUGGCUCCCGGAGUCCGGCUCGCGGCCCCUGGGCAGGCUCAGCAUCCUGCAGGAGUUCUGCAGGGAGGACGAGCUGCAGAGCUGGCGGCAGAUGCAGGAGGAGUUCGUCCUGGCGGACAGGGCCGGGGGCCUGGAGUCUGGAGGCGAGGAGGAAGAGGCGGGCCUGGAGGGGGAAGCCCAGAGGGCGGACCAGGGCGCUGUGGGCAGGAAGGAGGCUGAGGGUGAGGAGGGCGAGGAGGAGGAGCCGCAGGUGCUGGAGCUGGACGAGGAGCGGGAGGCGCAGCGGGCCCAGGAGGGCGGCGGCCUGAAGAGGUUCAGCUGCGCGGACGACGCCUUCGAGGAGGAGCUGAUAGCGCAGCUGGAGGAGUACGAGCAGGUGAUCCAGGAGUUCCAGCUGGAGCUCGGGGUCGCCAGGACCAGAUACAACCUGGCCACAGGAGCCUGCAUCUCUCUGCAACGGCAAGUGGACCGGCUGGAGUCGCAGCUGCAGAAGGUCAGCAUGGAGCACGAGCUGCUGCAGAAGGAGCUGCGGGAGCGGAAGCGUCAGCUGCAGGCCAUGACCGACAAGUUCUCCAACCUCCGGGAAGAGAAGAAGCAGAAAGAGGUGAUGGGGCUCAUCGAGAAGGACAACCUCCUCCUGCGACAGCAAGUGUGGGAGCUGGAGCAGGAGCUCGCCACGCGGGAGCAUGCCAUCGCGGAGGCCGAGGCCAAGGCGGGCCAGCUGCAGGCCCAGGUGGGCCAGUGCCAGGACCACCUGGAGCGGCGGAAGCAGCUGCAGGAGCAGGCGCAGAGCAAGAUCGAGGCGGCGCAGCAGGCGGAGCAGCAGGUCCGGGUGGCGCUGGAGAGCGCGCAGUCCAGGCUGGAAAGACUGAGGAACAAGGUCAUCCAGGCCGCCUUCAGCACCCCCGGGAUCAGGUCCUUCGCCUCCGAGAUCUCUGACAACGACAUCCUGGAGGCCUUGCAGCGGAUCAUCUCGGAGCGGAUGGACUACUACAACCAGCUGAAGCACAAAGGCGUCAAGGUGCCGCCGCUGCUGAUGGCGGAGGUGUUCUCGUCGUCCAGCAAGUCCAAGAAGGUGGUCUCCAAGUAG
Messenger RNA from Myotis daubentonii (Daubenton's bat), 2190 nucleotides. It is a transcript of the gene CCDC27, whose product is annotated as coiled-coil domain containing 27. Lineage: Eukaryota; Metazoa; Chordata; Mammalia; Chiroptera; Vespertilionidae. The record is from RefSeq and is a predicted model, not a curated record.